AAGGCAUUCAUUCAUCCCAGCUCUCAUAUAGUCCAAGUGGAGCAGGAGGUCCUUCCCCCCCUGCCACACCCUCUAUUUGGGCAAGUCUGUGCGUCACUGUCAGGAAAAUGGCUCCCUUCGCAAAAGCGACAAUGCCCCUCCAUCUAACCAUCAGCAAACGCGCUGUAUUCCAUCUGUAAAUGCCACGUGCCUGUGCGGUCUUCAGCGCGAGGACUUCAGAAUCCGCUGCGAGAUGCCCUUUCUCCGUUUCCUUACAUCUCUUACGUAGUUCGGGAAUUUCGAGGAGAAAACAACCACAUCCAAUUAGGGGCAGAAAUGGCAAUAACGCGCUACCAGCUCCAAGAUCACCGAGAGAGAGCCUGAAAGGUGUCUCCAGCCCCAGUAGCAACGCCAGCGGGCGCACCAGCCCGGCACACCCCGCCCGCGGCCGCGCACCCUCGGUCGCCACGCUCAGCUUGGCCGGGGGCAGAUUGACCAUGUUUCCCAGUCCUUCUUACGCAACGACUUUGCAGCCGUCAUCUUCGUCCUAAUUGUGCAGGGGCGGUGUUUGUGCGUCGCGCUUUCUCUCCCCCGGGAGAGGCGUCGGGACUUCGUAAUCGCUGCCUACGCAGCCCCGUGGAGCUCCGACUCGCCGCCCGGCCCCCUCCCCACGCCUGCCGGCCGUGAGGGUUGGCAGCUCGCCAGCGGCCCUCCCCCGUGCCUCCCCUCUUGCCCACCUCAAGGAGGAGGGGGACUCCUGCGGGUGUGAGGGGAGAGGGGCAGGCGGAGGUCCCUGCCACACCCGAGUCGCCGCAGCCCGCGGCCUGGUACCGGGUCCGCAACAGGUUACUUAGAAGACCCCUACUCCAUUCAGUAAGAGGAGCUGGAGAGAUUUAUCCUGGACAGUAGAACAAAAGGAAGAAUAUUGAUGGAUUUCAAACCACAGUUUUUAAAGCAUUUGAGAAUCCUGGGAAAAUAAUUUGUUCUCCUAUACCUCAUAGAUAGGUUGUUUCUGAUGCAGCUGAGAAAAAUGCAGACCAUCAAGAAGGAGCAGGCAUCUCUUGAUCCUGGUAGCAGUGUGGACAAGAUGAUGGUACUUAAUUCUGCUUUAACUGAAGUCUCUGAAGACUUGACAACAGGAGAAGAGCUUCUUCUAAGUGAAGGAAGUGUGGGGAAAAACAAAUCUUCAGCAUGCCGGAGGAAACGGGAAUUCAUUCCUGAUGAAAAGAAAGAUGCCAUGUAUUGGGAAAAAAGGCGGAAAAAUAAUGAAGCUGCCAAGAGAUCACGGGAGAAGCGUCGACUGAAUGACCUGGUUUUAGAGAACAAGCUAAUUGCACUGGGAGAAGAAAACGCCACUCUAAAAGCUGAACUGCUUUCCCUGAAAUUAAAGUUUGGUUUAAUUAGCUCUACAGCGUAUGCCCAAGAGAUCCAGAAACUCAGUAAUUCUACAGCUGUGUACUUUCAAGACUACCAGACUUCCAAAUCCAGCGUGAGCUCCUUUGUGGACGAGCACGAGCCCACAGUGGUGGCAAGCAGCUGCAUUUCUGUCAUUAAGCACUCUCCGCAGAGCUCUCUGUCUGACGUUUCAGAAGUGUCCUCACUAGAUCAUUCGCAGGAAGGCCCUGCACAGAGUGGCUGCAGAAGUCCUGAUAGCAAGUUCCAAGUCAUCAAGCAGGAGCCAGUGGAACUAGAGAACUAUGCAAGAGAGCCAAGAGAUGACCGAGGCGCCUACCGAGCGUCCAUGUAUCAGAACUACGUGGGGAAUUCUUUUCCUGGCUACUCACACUCCCCUCCUCUACUGCAGGUCAACCGGUCCUCCAGUAACUCCCCGAGAACAUCAGAAACCGACGAUGGUACAGUAGGAAAGUCAUCUGAUGGGGAAGAUGAGCAGCAGGUUCCCAAGGGCCCAAUCCACUCUCCCGUUGAACUUCAGCGUGUACAUGCCACAGUGGUUAAAGUUCCAGAAGUGAAUUCCUCUGCUUUGCCACACAAGCUCCGGAUUAAAGCCAAAGCCAUGCAAAUAAAAGUAGAGGCAUUCGAUAAUGAAUUUGAUGCCACACAAAAACUUUCCUCUCCUGUUGACAUGACAUCUAAGAGACAUUUCGAACUUGAGAAGCAUAGUGCCCCAAAUAUGGUACAUUCUUCUCUCACUCCUUUUUCGGUGCAAGUGACUAAUAUCCAAGAUUGGUCUCUCAGAUCGGAACACUGGCAUCAAAAAGAACUUAAUGGCAAAACUCAGAAUAGUUUCAAAAAUGGAGUUACUGAAAUGAAAGACAAUGGCUAUAAAGUAUCUGACCCAGAGAAUUUGUUUUUGAAGCAGGGGAUAGCAAACUUAUCUGCAGAGGUGGUCUCACUUAAGAGACUUAUAGCCACACACCAAAUCUCUGCUUCAGACUCUGGGUAAAUUACUACUGAACAAGCUCUGGGCAUCUAGAGAUGUCAUUUGCAAUAGAUGAGGAAGUUUUGUAUUAAGUUGAAUUUUCACUGGACCCGUGAUGUCAUUUCACUGUAAUGUUCACAUGUCUGUUGGGUGUCUUUUUGUGCACAAAUUAUUAUGAAGAUUAGAUUGUGUUAUCACUCUGCCUUGUGUAUAGUCAAAUAGUCCAUGCGAAGGCUGUAUAUAUUGAACAUUAUUUUUGUUGUUCUAUUAUAAAGUGUGUAAGUUACCAGUUUCAAUAAAGGAUUGGUGACACACAGAA
Molecule: messenger RNA, 2678 nt
Organism: Pteropus alecto (black flying fox)
Lineage: Eukaryota; Metazoa; Chordata; Mammalia; Chiroptera; Pteropodidae
Gene: NFIL3
Product: nuclear factor, interleukin 3 regulated
Exons: 2
Coding region: 995-2383 (462 amino acids)
Biological process (GO): immune response; transcription by RNA polymerase II; regulation of DNA-templated transcription
Cellular component (GO): nucleus
Molecular function (GO): DNA binding; DNA-binding transcription factor activity
Source: RefSeq, a predicted model, not a curated record